CGGGAGAGCGGCGGGAGGGCAGGGCUGGGCGUCCGGGCCGGAAGCGGCCGGGUCCCGGCGGGGCUGCCGCGGACAUGUGCAGGAUGUCGUUCAAGAAGGAAACUCCGCUGGCCAACGCGGCGUUCUGGGCAGCGAGGAGAGGCAACCUGACUCUGCUCCGGCUGUUGCUGAACAGCGGCCGCGUGGACGUGGACUGCAGGGACAGUCAUGGCACCACUCUCCUCAUGGUCGCCUCCUAUGCUGGGCACAUAGACUGUGUGAGGGAGCUCGUUCUGCAGGGAGCUGACAUCAAUCUCCAGAGAGAGUCAGGUACAACUGCCCUGUUCUUUGCUGCCCAACAAGGACAUAAUAACAUCGUGAGAUUUCUCUUUGAAUUUGGAGCAUCCACUGAAUUUAGGACCAAAGACGGGGGCACUGCCCUGUUGGCUGCCAGUCAGUACGGGCACAUGCAGGUGGUGGAGACCUUGCUGAAACACGGAGCCAACAUCCACGACCAGCUUUAUGAUGGAGCCACCGCACUCUUCCUGGCUGCCCAAGGGGGUUACUUGGAUGUGAUUAGAUUACUGUUGUCUUCAGGAGCAAAAGUCAACCAGCCCAGGCAGGACGGGACGGCGCCGCUGUGGAUCGCGUCUCAGAUGGGCCACAGCGAGGUGGUGCGGGUGAUGCUGCUGCGCGGAGCCGACCGCGACUCCGCCCGCAACGAUGGUACAACAGCGUUACUGAAAGCAGCCAACAAAGGGUAUAAUCAUGUUAUAGAGGAGCUGCUGAAAUUCUCACCCACCCUCGGUAUAUUGAAGAACGGGACCUCAGCGCUCCACGUGGCCGUGCUCAGUGGGAACAUUAAGACAGUGGCGCUUCUCUUGGAAGCCGGGGCGGACCCAGCUCUGAGAAACAAGGCCAAUGAACUUCCAGCAGAACUAACCAAAAAUGAGCGUAUAUUGCGUCUCCUCCGAAGUAAAGAAGGACACAGGAAGAGCUAACUUAGUUCCAUAUUUGACUGAAAGAUAGAGACCUUAAUCACAUUGUCCAAAAAGAAAUUGCUUUUCAAAUAGUGUUGGAAAUUCCUGUGAGAAAGAAAAUGCCCAGAAUGCCCACCGUGGGUCCCUGACCGAGAAGAGCUGUGUUUUGUGCUCUGGGUCAGAAACAGAGCAGCUCAGGGACCCUUCCCUCAUGUGGUGGGCUUCUCCCAUGGGCCCGUAGCCCCAGUCCCGUGGGGCCUGGCAUGUUCCUCAAGUCCACAGAAACUCAUUUUAAACUACAUCAACUUGGGUCUUUCAGUUAAACUCUAACAUAGAGUUAAACCCUCUAGGAAGCUUAAGCAAGGAAACAGAAAGCUUUGUUCUUUGAAAAAGACUCAAAGUCUGACCUUCGAUGAAUCAACGCACUUCUGCUUUUGUGUUAAAUGUAUGUGUGCGCAAAGAUAUAGCUCCGUCAUAUUUUACAUAUACGUGUAUGUCAUUCCGGUGUAAAAUGUUUUCUUCUAUCCAAGGGUCCCAGCCAUGAUUCUUGUGAAUUAAUAAUGUGACAUUACUAAAAAGCCACUUCUGACAUUCUACCACAUCCUUUUCGAAGAUGGACUGUUGAAAAAAGACCAAUUGUUCAUGUGUGAGUUGGUCCUCAUCUUAUUCUUAACGUGUAAAAAUAAUUUUUACCUGAAGUCAAAUUGUAGGUAUGGUAGGAUACAAGUGGUAAAUUUGGAAAUUCAGAAAAUUACAAACCUCAAGAAAUGUCGGCUUGUCUCUUUGAGUUGUUACUUUGGGACUCUUGUUGGGAAUCUAUUUCUGCUUAGCCAUAACUAAGUAGACUUAAUAUGCUGUGGAAUCUUGAGCUUCCAACAUCACAUUGUUUGAUACAAUGACUUUGGGGUCCUUGGAUAAAAUGUGAUAUAUGUAAGAACAAUAUGUUGCUAUUACUGUUGCAGGAGUAUAAGUAAUAAAAGACUGUUGUUAGUAUUUAAUAA
Messenger RNA from Camelus dromedarius (Arabian camel), 1960 nucleotides. RefSeq names its product ankyrin repeat domain 29 (gene ANKRD29). NCBI's taxonomy places the organism in Eukaryota, Metazoa, Chordata, Mammalia, Artiodactyla, Camelidae. The transcript is spliced from 10 exons. Gene Ontology annotation, molecular function: protein binding. The record is from RefSeq and is a predicted model, not a curated record. Bases 75 to 980 code for a protein of 301 amino acids.